AUGCAACCGCCUUCGGCGUCGCACAAAAAACUGGCGUAUCAGACAAUAUUCCCGCAGUAUCUAGAUGCUAAUCUUACUCCAAGCGAGGGGCGACGCCUGACCAGAACGCAGUCUGUGGAGAACCCGCAGCUUGAGGAAAUUGUCGUGGUCUUGAGGGAAUUGGGUUACCAGGACUUCUUUAUUGAACGAAACCUCUCGUUGCCACGCUCGCAGGCGUGCAAUAAAUACGCCAUCGUUCCUAAGGGAUGUGUGAGGGUGGCGAUCAAGCGGCCACAGUCAGAGCACUACAUUCGUAUGAGUGACUUCGACACACAGACGCGAGGUGUGACGGUGCAAGGCAUAGGCAGUAAACAGGAGCUUUUGCGCCGCGUGGCGGCUGCGAUUAAGGCAAGUUGCGCAGCGCGCCCACAACCCGUGUCUUUUGCUGACGUCACGGGUGCCUCCGUGAAGAAGAAAUCGGCAUGCAGUUAA
Trypanosoma rangeli is the source of this 471-nucleotide messenger RNA. RefSeq names its product signal recognition particle subunit SRP19. Gene Ontology annotation, molecular function: 7S RNA binding. Lineage: Eukaryota; Euglenozoa; Kinetoplastea; Trypanosomatida; Trypanosomatidae. The coding region runs from base 1 to 471 and encodes 156 amino acids. The transcript has a single exon. Gene Ontology annotation, cellular component: signal recognition particle, endoplasmic reticulum targeting. The record is from RefSeq and is a predicted model, not a curated record. Gene Ontology annotation, biological process: SRP-dependent cotranslational protein targeting to membrane, signal sequence recognition; SRP-dependent cotranslational protein targeting to membrane.